AUGUCGAAGAAAUGCCCAAUUUGUACGAAGACAGCUUAUGUCACGGAGUCAGUCAAUGUGAACGGAACGUUAUAUCACCAAGCCUGCUUUAAAUGUAAAACAUGCCAUCGUGCCCUUUCUGUUUCUAAUUAUAAACUAUUGAAAGAUACUAAUGAAAUAUAUUGCACCAUCCAUUUGCCCCAACCGAAGAACCUUCAAGCAGCUGUGACAAUGGAAACUAUUUCAGCGAAAGAAACACACCGCCCUGAACUGGUCAAUAGAAAUAUCCAAGGAGCUCCAGAGACUCGGAAGAAUCUUCAAUCGAGUGACACUAUGGAACUGAGACAAGCCAAAGAAGUCAAGUCGACGUUGGUCAAUGCGAACUUCCAUGGCGGAGCGGAUCAAAGGAAGAAUACGGGAGCGUUGAGUGCGUCAGAUAGUCAUGCUAUGAAAGAGACAAAAGCUCAUAAAACAGUGAAUGAACAAGUUAGAGGUGGUGCGGAUCAAAGGAAAAACACAGGAGCGUUGAGCUCGUCUGAUGCCUUUGCAAUGAAAAUGUCUAAAGAAAAAGGAACAGUAAAUGAACAAGUCAGAGGAGGUGCAGAUCAGAGGAAAAAUACAGGUGCACUUGGGACUACAGAUACCUUCGCUAUGGGACUCUCCGGUAAAGGUCAUGCCAAAUCAAAUGAAGUCAGAGGGUCUAAACCAUGUUCGGGUGAACUUGGUUUGUUAGAAAAGGGUCAAAUGGCAAUGCCAAGACAAGGCGUCAUUUCAAAUCCAAAUGUUAGAGGAAAAUAA
Molecule: messenger RNA, 777 nt
Organism: Entamoeba invadens IP1
Lineage: Eukaryota; Evosea; Mastigamoebida; Endamoebidae
Exons: 1
Coding region: 1-777 (258 amino acids)
Biological process (GO): actin filament bundle assembly
Cellular component (GO): actin cytoskeleton; plasma membrane
Molecular function (GO): actin filament binding
Source: RefSeq, a predicted model, not a curated record